Messenger RNA from Clonostachys rhizophaga, 693 nucleotides. The record is from the annotation of a GenBank genome assembly. NCBI's taxonomy places the organism in Eukaryota, Fungi, Ascomycota, Sordariomycetes, Hypocreales, Bionectriaceae.
AUGUCUCAAUCACUGCCCAUCACCGAGAGGUUCUACCUCUUCGGGAAUUGCAACAUUGUCCCAGACCGUUACGAUGACUGGCAAGCCGCAUACGACAAACUAGCGGAACACGUCUUCGCCAAUGAACCCAACACGCUCACCUACUACUUCGGCAUUCCCCUUGAGCAUGCGGCUGAUCCAUCCCGCACCGACUCCAUGCUCGCUUUCGAGAUCUACAGCUCCCGCUCAGACCUCUACGACAUCCAUCUCAAGUCCAACGUCAUGCAGGGCCAUUUCCUUCCCAAUGCCGGCCCUACCAUGACAACAGGUCUGGACCUGACACAUUAUUCAGCCGUAGGCGGAUUCCUCGACCGGUCCGGGCAAAAGAGCGAGUGCGGCGUCAUGCACGAUAUCCAGAUCCGGUGCAAGGAUAAAGCAGCAAGGACCGAGCUGCUGGGGGCGCUGAAACUACUGUGCGGCCUGGUAGAGAGUGCAGAGGGGCAGGAUGGAAAAGUCCAGACCUUUUUGGGGCUGCAGUCGCUUGAUAACGAAGAGGGGGCACGUAUAUAUGCGAGGUACGAGAGCCGGGAGGUAUGGGAGACGUGGCUAAGGAGCAGUCUGAUCAAGACGUUCUGGGAGGCUGCCAAGCCAAAUGUCGCCAGUAUGGAGGCUCGAGCGUAUGCACCCAAUGGCAAGGGAUGGUUAUGGAAAUAA